CGAAGGAAUCGGAAGAUGACUAACCAGGGAGCCACUUCUGCUUUCAGGCCGUUAAGUAGAGGCGGCGUCCGUCCAGCCGUCAGUUCACAGCAGAGGCGGCUGACCAGAACCAAACACUUUCUCCACUUCUUCCCUCAGUCAGUGAAAAUGAUCCGGUUUGACGGUCUGUUGAAGGCGGCGCUGGUCACCGUCGUCUUGGUGGUCGCUUCUGGAAACGCAGAUGAGAAGUUAGCCACUUGCUGUGAAAAACUGAACACAAAUGAGAUCACAGAGCCGAUCCUGGGAUACCUGUUCCAGAAACCCAAUUAUCCGUGUAUCCGGGCGAUCAUCUUUCAGACAGAACGCGGUCUUUACUGCAGUCCGAUGACGGCUCCCUGGGCCAGAGAAAAGAUCAGAGAGAUCAGGGCAGCGAAGGCAAAGAACGCGACCACUUCCUCUCCACCAGCCGUCUCCCUCCUCUCCAUCAUAACCUCCACCACCUCCGCUCCGCCUCCCUCCACUCUUCCUCCUUCCUCUUCCUCUCCUUCCUUCAGCUCUGGCUCCGGGGUUUCUUCCGGCGAUUCGUUUUCUGGGAGCGAGGAGGACGAGAGCUUGGUGACCUUCGUGACCUCUGCCUCCGGCGAAAACAACUGAACAUGUUUCAUCAACACCGGAGCAAACAGCUUAGUUAUAUUGAAUUAACUUAGGAUUUUUAGUUUCUUUCAUACGUUAAAUUAUUUAUUUGGUAGACUUAAAUUUGCUGUUCUCAUACAGUGAAGGUUAAUAUUUAUUACCUGGUAUAUUUAUAAACAUUUGGAGUAACUUAUGAAGCAGUUUGGACAUGUUGAAUGUUUACUCAUUUAGUUAUUUGUGGAAAUAUUUGGAACUUAAGAAACUUGAAUGCUUUAACUUUGUACUCUGAAGGAAACAUCUGGGAAAAUAAGAACUUUAUGCAUUAAUAAAUAUGAUUUUAUAUAAAA
This is a messenger RNA of Gambusia affinis (western mosquitofish), 959 nucleotides long. RefSeq lists its product as uncharacterized. Lineage: Eukaryota; Metazoa; Chordata; Actinopteri; Cyprinodontiformes; Poeciliidae. The coding region runs from base 16 to 633 and encodes 205 amino acids. The transcript is spliced from 4 exons. Gene Ontology annotation, molecular function: chemokine activity. Gene Ontology annotation, biological process: immune response. The record is from RefSeq and is a predicted model, not a curated record. Gene Ontology annotation, cellular component: extracellular region.